Messenger RNA from Sebastes umbrosus (honeycomb rockfish), 2326 nucleotides. RefSeq names its product glucosidase, beta, acid (gene gba1). The record is from RefSeq and is a predicted model, not a curated record. The coding region runs from base 166 to 1737 and encodes 523 amino acids. Gene Ontology annotation, biological process: glucosylceramide catabolic process. NCBI's taxonomy places the organism in Eukaryota, Metazoa, Chordata, Actinopteri, Perciformes, Sebastidae. Gene Ontology annotation, molecular function: glucosylceramidase activity. The transcript has 12 exons.
GUCACAUGACCGGACCAAAGUCUCAACAGCUCACUAAAACAGAAGUGGUGUGAGGAAAAGCUGCUAUGGCAGAUUGUACACAGAUAAGGUGACUGUAGAGUGAGAGUAUUUAUACAUUAACCCUCGUGACAUGCCCGAGUUUCUACCAGCAUCCUCUGAGAUACAAUGGCGUUGUUGUUGUUGCCAUCAUCUGCACUUUUGGCUCUUGUUUUCCUCUCAGCAGAAGUGACCCUCUCUACAGGAAGCAAUGAAUGUGUUGCCAGAAACUUUGGCCAUGACUCGGUGGUGUGUGAGUGUAAUUCAACCUACUGUGACAGCGUUGGGUCGGUCACCUCGCCUCCACUGGGCCAGUACUCCUCCUACCUGAGCAGCAGGGCCGGCAGCAGACUGGAGGCGGGCCGGGGUCAAGUCCAGGCCAACAGCACCGGAGCAGGCCUCAGGUUGACUAUCGUUCCCAGCCAGAAGUACCAGAGGAUCAGGGGAUUCGGUGGCGCUAUGACAGACGCAGCAGCCAUUAACAUCCUGUCUCUCUCUGCUGGUGCACAGGACCAGCUGCUGCGACAGUACUUCUCCCCUGAAGGUAUCGGCUACAGCGUGGUGCGUGUCCCCAUGGCCAGCUGUGACUUCUCCACCCGUCUGUACACGUACGCCGACACACCUGGAGACUACAACCUGGACAAUUUCACACUGGCCCCCGAGGACAUCAACAUGAAGAUCCCUCUCCUGCAGCGUGCUCAGGCCUUGUCUCCUCGCCCUCUGUCUCUGCUGGCCAGCGCCUGGAGCGCCCCCGCCUGGAUGAAAACUAACGGUGCUCUCAUAGGAAAAGGCUCCCUGAAGGGCCAGCCUGGGGGCAAGGAGCACAAAACCUGGGCUCAGUACUAUAUCAGGUUCCUUGAGGAAUACGCUAAAUAUAACUUGACCUUCUGGGCUUUGACCACAGGGAAUGAGCCCUCUGCAGGACGGAUGACAAACUACAGUUUCCAGGCUCUUGGCUUCACUCCCGAGGAGCAGAGGGACUGGGUGGCUCUGGACCUGGGCCCUGCCCUGCACGAUUCUUCACACCCACGCACACACGUCCUCAUACUGGAUGACAACCGCCUGCUGCUGCCGCACUGGGUCAAAGUGGUCCUAAAUGACAUUCAUGCAGGAAGGUACAUUCAUGGCGUUGCAGUUCACUGGUACUGGGACGGGAUGGUCCCAGCAGAGAUAAGCUUGGGAGUCAUCCAUCAUCUCUACCCAGAGUAUUACCUGUUUGGCACCGAGGCCUGCUCCGGCUGGAGCCCUCUAGACAGAGGAGUGAAGCUAGGGAGUUGGGACAGGGCUGAAGAGUACGCUCAUGACAUUAUAGAGGACUUAAACCACUAUGUGGUGGGUUGGACUGACUGGAACCUGGCGUUGGACCAGACUGGUGGGCCAAACUGGGUUAAAAACUUUGUGGACAGCCCUGUUAUAGUGGAUGCACAGCGGGACGUCUUCUACAAGCAGCCACACUUCUACAGCAUGGCCCACUUCAGUAAGUUCCUGUGGGAAGGGUCUCAGAGAGUGGGAGUGUCUGCCAGUCAGAAAACAGACCUGGAGUACUCUGCCUUCAUCAGACCAGAUGGCUCAGUAGUGCUCAUCAUACUCAACAGGUCUUCAUCAGUGAUCCAGUUUGAAGUCUGGGAUCCCGCUGUGGGCUACAUCUCCUCCACAGCACCGGCUCAGUCACUGCUCACACUUGCCUGGAACACACACUGAUCAGUAAUACAAGUUCACAUUCAUUUGUUCCACCUCAACCAUAAAUGUUUCUAUGCACAAUUCAAAAUGCUCCAAAAAGUAAGCAUUUCAUGUUGGAACCUUCACUUUUAUUACUUUGAGUGCUUUGUCGUUAUCAAGCCACUCACACGCACAUUUUCUAAUUAACUUGUGCAAGACAUUUUUUUUUUUUUUCAUAUGCUGUGCUUUCCUCCACAGCUUUGGUGAUUUCAGUGGUCACUUAAAUUAACCUCAGCAAACCAGAAUAACCUCAACUCAUUUGAUUUUCAUUUAAAAGCCUAAAAUGCUUUUUUUUAUGCACAGAUUCCUAUUAGGAAUGGUACCUGAAAGUAAUGAAUGUAUCACCAGAAUGACCUGUGCUGAAGCGUAACUGGUGCCUUGAUUUCCAGCUAAUAAGAUGCUAUAAGUGUUCUCACCUUCUCUGAAGAAAUAAUAUAAAUAAUGUACAGAAAUUGUAAAUGCCUUUUGCUGUUGCUAUUUAAUUGAAUGAAGUGUGUAUUGUUUUAAAAUAUCCUACGUUUUUGUAUCUUAAUGACAUUAAUAAUCAUCAAUACAAACAAUGAAAAUUCAA